Messenger RNA from Aaosphaeria arxii CBS 175.79, 1104 nucleotides. Its product is annotated as phosphoesterase-domain-containing protein. Gene Ontology annotation, molecular function: hydrolase activity, acting on ester bonds. The record is from RefSeq and is a predicted model, not a curated record. Lineage: Eukaryota; Fungi; Ascomycota; Dothideomycetes; Pleosporales. The transcript is spliced from 4 exons. Gene Ontology annotation, biological process: phospholipid catabolic process. The coding region runs from base 1 to 1104 and encodes 367 amino acids.
AUGUGGUCUGCCUUUGUCGUCGGUCUAUUGGCGCUUGCAAGCAAGGCAUUCGACCGCAUUGCCAUCAUCUGGUUGGAAAACACCGACUAUGAUCUGGCGAUUGGCGACCCAAAUUUAGCCUACUUGGCUAAAAAGGGUAUUACAUUGUCCAACCACUUCGCCGUCACGCAUCCCAGCAUGCCAAACUAUGCAGCUGCCAUAUCCGGUGACUACUUUGGUAUCAACCACGACAACUUGAUCAACAUUCCCUCCAACGUGUCCACCAUUGUGGACCUCCUCGAGGAGAAAGGCGUCAGCUGGGGGGAGUACCAGGAGGACAUGCCGUACACCGGCUUCACAGGAUUCGAGUACAAGAACCAACAGACCGGUGCGAAUGACUACGUCAGGAAGCACAACCCAGCCGUGCUGUACGACUCUGUGGCCGACAAGCAGGACCGUCUUUCCAAGAUCAAGAACUUGACCUUGUUCCAGGAGGAUCUGAAGGCGGACAAACUUCCACAAUGGAUGUUCAUCACUCCCAACAUGACCUCCGACGCUGGAACCUGGACUCGAAAUUUCCUUGAACCUCUUCUCAACAACAAGAACUUCAUGAAGAAUACGCUGGUUUUAGUGACAUUCGACGAGAACCACACCUACACCAAACAGAACCGCAUCGUCGGCAUUCUGCUUGGCGACGCUGUUCCGCGUCACUUGGUGGGCACCACUGACGAUACCUAUUACAACCACUACAGUGAGAUUGCCAGUGUCCAAGCCAACUGGGACCUUAACACGCUCGGCCGUUGGGAUGUUGGUGCCAACGUCUGGAAGCUUGUGGCCGAGAAGACCGGCGAUCACCCAAGGCAGUGGUCUGGCAGCAUCCCAUUGAACGACAUGUACUGGAAUGUCAGCUAUGCUGGCCCACUCAACAACAAGAACAACUCUUUCCCGUAUCCUGCUCCUAACGUUGACUUGCAGCACGCAGGCAGGAGAGUCCAGCCUGCCAUCGCCAAGACUUGGAAGGGCUCCAAAUCUGCAUACACGUCUCGACUUGAGAUCCCCGAUGGAUUGCACCCUGAGGGGGAGUUUGCUGUGGUUGGUGGUAACAACCAUCAUCACUACGAGUGA